Molecule: messenger RNA, 2370 nt
Organism: Sceloporus undulatus (fence lizard)
Lineage: Eukaryota; Metazoa; Chordata; Lepidosauria; Squamata; Phrynosomatidae
Gene: DNAI2
Product: dynein axonemal intermediate chain 2
Exons: 14
Coding region: 458-2266 (602 amino acids)
Biological process (GO): cilium movement; outer dynein arm assembly
Cellular component (GO): outer dynein arm
Molecular function (GO): dynein heavy chain binding; dynein light chain binding
Source: RefSeq, a predicted model, not a curated record
CCUUCCUCCAUUCCAUCUGGAGUUCAGUCCCUGGCCAGAGUGGUGCCCAGGGGUCACAGCCUGGCUGUCCUCUACCCCAGAUGUGGGUGUGUGGCUGGGGGCUAAUUGGGGCCUCUCUGAGCAGAGACGGGAUGGCAACUCUGCACAUGCUCAGGGGCACUCGGCCUUAUUGAGUUUCCGUAUGUUCCAAGGCUGAUCUCUCUCUCUCUCUCUGAUGCUGAAGUGACAAGGAUCCAAAACUCUCAAGACUUUUCUGACUUACAGUUACCCUAAUCUUGGCAAGGUUUGUUCAGCGGGGGUUUGCCAUGGCCAUCCUCUGAGGCUGAGAGAGUGUGACUUCCCCAAGGUCGCCCAUUGGGUUUCCUUGGCCAAACUAGGAUUCGAACUCUGCUCUCCAGAGUCAUAGUCCAGCCCUCAAAGCGCUCUUUUACGCUGUCUGUCCUGCCUAGUGAGCACCAUGGAGAUAGUCUAUGUUUACGUGAAGAAGCGCAGUGAGUUUGGAAGACAAUGCAACUUUUCCGACCGGAUGGCUGAAGUCAAUGUGGACAUUCAACCAGAUCCAGUUCUAGCUAUGAAUUUUAUUGAAAGGGAUCCCAUUGACACUGGAGUGCAGUGUGCCAGUGACAUGUCAGAGCAUGAGGUGAACACAGAAAGGUUUGAAAUGGAAACUCGUGGCAUUAACCAUUUGGAAGGUGGCUGGCCUAAAGAUGUCAACCCACUGGAAAUGGAGCAGACCAUUCGUUUCCGGAAGAAAGUUGAGAAGGAUGAGAAUUAUAUCAAUGUCAUUACGCAGCUUGGCAGUUUGAUGGAUCACUGCAUCAAACAGAAUAAUGCUAUCAACAUCUACGAGGAGUACUUUGAGGAAGAAGAGAUGGCAGGAGUUACCGAUGAGCCUCCAUCAGCUAAAACAAUCAGUGUUUUCAGGGACCCAAACGUGAUCAAAAGAACAGCCACCCAUCUCUCCUGGCACCCUGACAGAAGCCGAAAGCUGGCGGUAGCUUAUUCUUGCCUGGAAUUCCAGCGGAGUUCAAAAGACAUGAGCUAUGAUUCACACAUUUGGGAUCUUGAAAUCCCCAACAAACCAGAAAUGGUUAUCCGACCCACAUCACCUCUUGUCUGCUUAGAAUACAACCCCAAGGACUCGCACAUCUUGAUUGGGGGAUGCUACAAUGGACAGAUUGCUUACUGGGACACCCGAAAGGGAGGUCUGCCAGUGGAACUGACCACUGUGGAACUUGGUCAUCGGGAUCCAGUGUACAAUGUGAUCUGGCUGCAGUCAAAAACUGGAACUGAUUGCUUCUCUGGCUCCACAGAUGGACAGGUUUUGUGGUGGGACAUUCGUAAGUUAUCAGAGCCCACAGAGACACUGGUGAUGGAUAUCAGCAGGAAAGGAAUCUUGGAAAACGCUUUAGGAGCAAUUACCCUGGAAUUUGAACCAACGAUGCCAACCAAGUUCAUGGUGGGAACAGAGCAAGGCAUAGUGAUUUCUUGCAACCGCAAAGCCAAGACUCCUGCUGAGAAAAUUGUCUGCACAUUCAGUGGGCACCAUGGACCCAUCUAUUCCCUUUCUAGGAAUCCUUUUUAUCCCAAGAACUUUUUGACAGUGGGGGACUGGACUGCUCGCAUCUGGUCAGAAGAAAGCAGAGAAUCCUCAAUCAUGUGGACUAAAUAUCAUAUGUCCUACCUCACAGAUGGAUGCUGGAGCACCACUCGGCCAGCUGUCUUCUUCACCACCAAAAUGGAUGGAACUCUUGAUGUCUGGGACUUCCUCUUCAAACAGAAUGACCCUACACUCAACUUGAAGGUCUGUGACGAGCCUCUCUUCAGCCUGCGCUUACAAGACAAUGGGCGUUUUAUUGGCUGUGGCUCCAAGCUGGGCACAGUGACGCUAUUAGAAUUCUCCUCUGGCCUCUGCACCUUGCAACGGAACGAGAAGAACCUGACCUCAGCAAUGUUUGAGCGAGAGACCAAGCGAGAGAAAAUUCUGGAGGCUCGGCACCGUGAAAUGCGUCUCAAGGAAAAAACAAAGGCUGAGGGAAAGGACGAUGAAGUCAAAGAAGACGUGGAGGAGGAGAAGCCUGAAGAGACGCUGGAACGUGUACAGAAGGAGUUCUUUGAAGUGAUUGAAGGAGAACUGAGGCGCAGAGAGAGAGCACGGACCAAGUUGAAAUCUAUUGCAGGCCAGGACCAAACUGAAGAAGGUGAGGAUGAAUUAAUUCUCCCAAAGGAGGAGGAGAAGGAAGAGGAAAAAGAGGAAGAGGAGUGAUUGCUAAAGUUGCUACGUGGAAUUUACUUUUGGACUUUAUCCUCUGUGUUUGUUUUUAUUUUUUUAAACAAGAAACAACAUCAAUAAAUGCAGGAACAUUUUCA